ACCGUGCCGAUGGGGAACGCAGCCGCUCCGUGCCGUAGCCAGGGUGAAAAACCUCAUCCCCCCAGUACCUGCCACGCUGCUUUGCUUAGCAGCCAGGAAGUUCAGGUUUGCUGGUCCUCUGACACAUUUCAGAAUGCCACUGGUAAAAAGGAACAUAGACCCCAGGCACUUGUGCCACACAGCUCUGCCCCGAGGCAUCAAGAAUGAAUUGGAAUGUGUCACCAAUAUCUCCUUGGCAAAUAUUAUCAGACAACUGAGUAGCCUAAGUAAAUAUGCUGAAGAUAUAUUUGGUGAACUUUUCAAUGAAGCACACAGUUUUUCAUUUAGAGUCAACUCCUUACAAGAACGUGUAGAUCGCUUAUCUGUCAGUGUUACACAACUCGACCCAAAGGAAGAGGAAUUGUCACUGCAGGACAUUACAAUGAGAAAAGCUUUCCGGAGUUCCACAAUUCAAGACCAACAGCUGUUUGACCGCAAAACUCUGCCAAUUCCUUUGCAAGAAACUUACGACAUCUGUGAACAGCCUCCUCCACUUAACAUUCUCACCCCUUACAGGGAUGAUGGAAAAGAGGGUUUGAAGUUCUAUACCAAUCCUUCAUAUUUCUUCGAUCUGUGGAAGGAAAAAAUGUUGCAGGACACCGAGGACAAAAGAAAAGAAAAGAGGAAGCAGAAGCAGAAAAAUCUAGAUCGCCCUCAUGAACCAGAGAAAGUGCCAAGGGCACCUCAUGACAGACGGAGAGAGUGGCAGAAGUUAGCCCAGGGUCCAGAGCUCGCAGAAGAUGAUGCUAACCUCUUACACAAGCACAUUGAAGUUGCUAAUGGCCCAGCUUCACAUUUUGAAUCAAGAUCUCAAGCAUACGUGGACCACAUCGAUGGAUCGUAUUCCCUCUCUGCGUUGCCCUACAGCCAGAUGUCUGAGCUCCUGAACAGAGCCGAGGAGCGCGUGCUGGUCAGGCCCCACGAGCCGCCGCCGCCGCCUCCCAUGCACGGAGCCGCGGAAGCGAAGCCUGUGCCUCCCUGCGUUAGUUCUACUCCUGGCUUGGUAGAAAAUCGUCCUCAGUCACCAGCAACAGGCAGAACACCGGUGUUUGUGAGCCCCACUCCUCCUCCUCCACCGCCACCACCUCUUCCAUCUGCUUUGUCGACUUCAUCAUUAAGAGCUGCAAUGACUUCCACCCCUCCACCCCCAGUUCUUCAUCCAGCUCCACCUCCAGUUGCUCCUCCCCUAGCACAACCCUCUCCCCCUGUCACUAGAGCCGCCCAGGUGUGCGAAGCUGUACCUGUUCACCCAGUUCCUCCACAAGCCGAAGUACAGGGACUUCCUCCACCACCCCCACCUCCUCCCCUGCCACCUCCUGGCAUUCGACCCUCUUCCCCUGUCACAGUUGCAAACCUUUCUCACCCUCCUCCUGUUCUGCACCCUCCUCCAACAACCGUUGUCCCAGGCCCUCAUGCCCCCAUAAUGCCUCCAUCUCCACCAGCCCAAGUGAUUCCUGCCCCUGAGCCCAAACGCCAUCCUUCAACUCUUCCUGUAAUCAGUGAUGCUAGAAGCGUUCUGCUGGAAGCAAUACGGAAAGGUAUUCAGCUCCGCAAAGUUGAAGAGCAGCGGGAGCAAGAAGCUAAGCAUGAGCGCAUUGAGAAUGAUGUUGCCACUAUCCUCUCCCGUCGCAUUGCUGUGGAAUACAGUGAUUCAGAAGAUGAUUCAGAAUUUGAUGAAGUAGAUUGGCUAGAGUAAAACUAUUACAUUGCUGUAUACACUGCAAAAUCGAAUGCUAAUGUCCAUUGUGGUGCUUGUUCUUUGAAAGUUGAAUGGUCAUUUCUAGUGUUUUUUGUAUUCUUUUCUUAACAUAAUUAAUCCAUGUUUUUCUACUUUUCAGUUUACAAAGAGCUCCUAGUGCAUCUUCAAAACUAAAUGUUUUACAGUGGCUUUUCUUACACAUCUCUUUUGAAAGAACAUACUUUGUUCCAAUAGACCACUAAGUAUUAAGCGCAUGGGCAGCUGUUGGUAGAGUAGCAGUUUCAAUUUUUUGGCAUAUCUUAACUGUGCACUUUGUGAAUUUUAAGUUGAUGAAGGCAACUGAGAUUGACAUUCCAAGGGCAGCUGUGUGUACUAAUGAGCCUUAUUCCACUUCUGAUAGUGUUUUAAAAUGUUAAACCUAGCUAUCAAAAUAUCACUGCCUCGAUCACACCUGUACACUAAAAGUACAUAUAGUUAGCAGCACUGAACACACUGAAAAGCAAAUGGAUCUUUGGGGGGGUUUAUUAUUGGUUUAUUGUUGUUUUUAAAUAAUUAUGGCCUUAUUUGAAUGUUUAGAGAUUCCCCUUCCCUUCUUCCCUCCCAGGUACAUAUUGUGUGGUACUAUUUUUGCCUGCAUAAUAAAAGUUUAAAGUUUUUUUUUUCCUUGUGAAAUCUUUUGACUUAAACAUGCUGUGUAACUUAUGUAACUGUUAAAAUAACAGUUUGAUUUAAUAAAUGGUUCAUUUUAAAUGUU
This is a messenger RNA of Cyanistes caeruleus (blue tit), 2492 nucleotides long. The record is from RefSeq and is a predicted model, not a curated record. Lineage: Eukaryota; Metazoa; Chordata; Aves; Passeriformes; Paridae.